This is a messenger RNA of Postia placenta MAD-698-R-SB12, 606 nucleotides long. RefSeq lists its product as hypothetical. Gene Ontology annotation, biological process: ceramide transport; intermembrane lipid transfer. Gene Ontology annotation, molecular function: ceramide 1-phosphate transfer activity; ceramide 1-phosphate binding. The coding region runs from base 1 to 606 and encodes 201 amino acids. The record is from RefSeq and is a predicted model, not a curated record. Gene Ontology annotation, cellular component: cytoplasm; membrane; cytosol. The transcript is spliced from 6 exons. NCBI's taxonomy places the organism in Eukaryota, Fungi, Basidiomycota, Agaricomycetes, Polyporales, Adustoporiaceae.
AUGGCGCCUUAUUUCGAGACCGCGAAGUCUUUUGCCGAUGUCCCCAUUACGGAAGAGGGGGUCCAGACCGCCGCGUUUAUAUUAGCAGCAACUGAUUUCCUAAACAUGUUCGACCUUCUGGGUAACGGAGUCUUCGGCUUUGUCCAGACCGACCUGAGAAGUAACUUGGCCGGUGUUCGUGGCCGUUACGAAGCUAAACCAGACGAGUCCAAUACCUUGGAGAAUUUAGUAGCUUCAGAAGCCAAGGACCUGCAACACCGCGGGGCACGAUAUGGUACUGCCUGUCUUGUGCGGCUCGUCCGCGGCCUUCUGUUCACAUGUCAGGCGCUCCAGAACAUGCAGAAUGAUAAGUCCUCGGAAUUGCAUGUCUGCUUCAAGAGGUCAUAUGAUACUGUCCUGAGGCAUCACCACACGUUCAUUAUUCGGUCGGCUGUUUCGCUGGCGAUCAGAGCCGUUCCACACCGCAGCGACUUUUAUUCCCGCCUCGCACAAGGGGGCUCUGAAGAGAAAUUCGAUGAUGAAUUAACUAAAUGGCUCGCCGGCCUCGACAUCAUCGUCAAUAGACUCAAGACAUUCCUAGAUGCCGGAGGUUAUGGGACAGUGUGA